Molecule: messenger RNA, 4254 nt
Organism: Arachis stenosperma
Lineage: Eukaryota; Viridiplantae; Streptophyta; Magnoliopsida; Fabales; Fabaceae
Product: putative disease resistance RPP13-like protein 1
Exons: 2
Coding region: 278-3907 (1209 amino acids)
Biological process (GO): defense response to other organism
Molecular function (GO): ADP binding
Source: RefSeq, a predicted model, not a curated record
UCGGAGUAGGUGAAGUCAAGCUCUUAUAUUAAAAAAUAAUCAUCGGCAACAUCCUUUGUCCAACAAGAGGGAAAUUUCUAUGAAUUAUUUUAUAAACACUUGCCUUGAAGACCAAUGAUCUUUAGGUUAAUAUCAGCAUACCACAAUAUACUUCACUAACUACCUGCAAAUGUUUCCUUACUCUUGUUGACAUUGACCGAGUUUAUUGCAAACUAAAUCCGUUUCCUUUUGCCUUUCUCAGUUUUUUUUCUCAUCUUAUCACUUGAUCUUGAGAAACAUGGCUGCAGCAGUUGUUGGUGGAGCUGUUCUGUCUUCCACUUUUAGUGUUAUUUUUAACAGGAUGUCCUCACCUGAAAUUGCCAAAUGGAUCAAAGGGAAGAAGCUCACCCAGAAUCUGCUUGAAAGGUUGAAGACCAAUCUUUAUGCUGUUCAAGCCUUUCUCAUUGAUGCUGAGCAGAAGCAGAUCAAGGAGAGAGCUGUCAAGGACUGGCUCGAUAGUCUCAAAGAUGCCAUGUAUGUUGCUGAUGACUUGCUUGAUGAAGUCUUCACCAAAGCUGCCACUCAGAAGGAUCCAGGUACCUUCUUCUCUCGUUUUCUCAAUUUGCAAGAUAGGGAGAUAGCAAACAGGAUGGAAGAAAUAAUUGAGAGGAUAGAGUCUAUUGUGAAGCAAAAAGACACUCUUGGUCUUAGAGAGAUUCCUAAGGAGAACAUGCCAUGGAGGAUCACAACAUCUCUAGUUGAAAGAUCUAAUAUAUAUGGCAGGGAAGAAGACAAGGAGGCCAUAGUGAAGUUGUUGUUGGAUGAUGAUGACACUGCUGAUGGUGAUAUAUCUAUUAUUCCCAUUGUGGGUAUGGGCGGAAUAGGAAAGACUACUUUGGCCCAAUUAAUUUACAAUGACAAUAAAGUGAAGGAGAAUUUCGACUUUCAAGGUUGGGUUUGUGUGUCCGAAGAAUUUGAUGUUAUUAAGGUCACCAAAACUGUAAUUGAGGCAAUAACUUCUAGUGCUUGUUACUUGAAAGAUUUGAAUUUACUUCAACAUGAACUAAAGGAAAGAUUGUCAAGACGAAAAUUCUUUGUUGUCUUGGAUGACGCAUGGAAUGAGGAUUAUGAAGAUUGGAAUAGGCUUCUAAAACCUUUUCAGAAUGGGGUUAAAGGGAGUAAAAUUCUCAUAACCACUAGAAGUAAAAAAGUGGCUUCUGUGGUGCAAACUGUUUCACCUCAUGAACUAAGUUUAUUGUCUGAUGAAGACUGUUGGUUAGUGUUUUCAAAACAUGCACGCCUUUCCACUGACUCUAUGAAAAAUCUAACUUUGAAAAAAGUUGGCAAAGAUAUUGUAAAGAAGUGUGAUGGAUUGCCCUUGGCAGCCCAAGCCCUUGGAGGCUUAUUGCGUGGAAAUUCUGAUGCCAAGUAUUGGAAUCAUAUAUUGAAAAGUGAAGUAUGGAAAUUUUCCAAUGACAAGAUAAAAGUCAUUCCGGCUUUAAGAAUCAGUUAUUACUAUCUUCCUUCAUGUUUGAAAGAGUGCUUUGUUUAUUGCUCGUUGUAUCCAAAAGAUUAUGAAUUUGAUAAAGAUGAGCUCAUCUUGUUAUGGAUGGCUGAGAACUUUUUACAACCAGUUGGGAAAAACACUUUAGAAGAAGUUGGUGAUGAAUAUUUCAAUGAAUUGGUUGCGAGAUCAUUUUUGCAACCUCAUAGUACUGAGAAUAAUAAAUUUGUGAUGCAUGAUCUCGUGCAUGAUUUGGCAAUGAUGUUUGCUGGAGAUUUCUAUUUUAGAGCUGAAGAGCUUGAGAAUGCAGUUGAGGCUGAUAUUAAAACUCGUCAUUUGUCCUAUAAUGCAAAAGGCAAUUAUCCAAUCUCAAAACUGUUGGGAGUUUGUGACAAAAUAAAACAUACAAGGACAUUUCUAGCAAUCAAUUUGUCACCAUGGAUCCCAUUUAACAUGGAAAACACACCUUGUAUCUUGUUGUCACAGUUGAAGUACUUGAGAGCUUUGUCGUUGAAAUGCUUUCCUCUUGAGUCAGUGCCUGAUUCAAUAGGUGAGCUGAUUCAUUUGCGUUACUUGGAUCUCUCUUGGACCUACAUUGUGACAUUGCCAGACUCAUUAGGUAACCUGUACAACUUGCAGACCUUGAAGGUGUAUUUCUGUAGAAAUCUGCAAAUGCUACCUGUUGGCAUGAAAGAUCUUGUAAAUUUGCGGCAUCUUGAUAUUAGAUAUACUCCUUUGCAUGAGAUGCCGAAAGGCAUGAGCAAGUUGAAAAAUUUGCAGUUUUUAAGCGACUAUGCUGUUGGGAGGCGUGAAGAGAACAAGAUCACAGAAUUGGGAGCACUUGCAAAUCUACAGCAAUCUAUUUCCAUUACCAAAUUGGAGAAUGUGGUGAAUGGCAGUGAAGCUUCGAUGGCAAGAAUGUUUGAUAAGGAUGGCAUUAGCUCUUUGAUCUUGAGGUGGUCAUCAGAUAAAGAUGAGAAUACAGCUGAUUCCCAAGUGGAAAGAGACAUACUCGACAAGAUUCAACCUCAUUGUAAUUUGAAAGAACUAGUAAUCGUGGGUUACAGGGGUACAAGAUUUCCAGAUUGGGUGGGACAUUCUUCCUACCACAACAUCACCGAAAUAACACUGGGUGAUUUCUUUCUGGGUGGUUGUCGGAAUUGUUGUAUGCUUCCUUCACUUGGACAAAUGCCCUCUUUGAAGCACCUAAGAAUUAUAGGCUUCGAAAGUGUUGAGAUUGUGGGUGCUGAGUUAUACUUUAACCAGAAUGGUGAAUGUUGUUUGGAGACACCACCAUUCCCAAUGCUUGAAACUCUUUGGUUUGGGUCAAUGCCUUGCUGGAAGAUGUGGCGUUCAUUGGGGUACAGUGCAUUUCCUCGACUUAGGGAGCUUACCAUAAGUUCGUGUCCGAUGUUGAGAGGAGAUUUGCCCAUUCAUCUAUCAUCUUUGCAAUCACUUCAGAUUGAGAAGUGCGAUGAGCUCAGUUCUUGUCUUCCAAGGGCUCCUGCGAUUACGACGCUUUCAAUUGAAGGAAAGCAUCUAGUGGAGUCCGUGGUCGACGCCAUAACGCACACGCAACUGACUUGCCUGACGUCUUUGCGCAUCUCAGGUUGUUCCUCCCACAUAUGGUUUCCUGUGAAUGCUAUUCCCGCAUCGCUACAAAAGUUGGGGAUAUUGGAUUGCAGAGAAUUAGAAUUCCAAAUGGAUGGCCAACACCAUUCACUUCAGGAACUAUACAUACGUAGCAGCUGUGAUUCAGUAUCAUCCUUCUCGUUGUUGGAUUCCUUUCCAAGUCUCGUGCGUGUUGAAAUAAGCAGGUGCGAAAAGAUGGAAUCUAUUGUGGCGUCACGCUCUCUUUCAUGUCUCCGUUAUUUAUUUAUCUACAAUUGUGGGAGUAUGAAAUCCGUGUCGACAAUAUGGAUGGCAGCACCUCAGCUAGAGCGUCUCUCAUUAGUGGGUUGCCCGGAGAUCGAUUUGUCUGCUCCAGGGGUUCCACACCGUAGCCUCAGAUAUCUUGACAUCGGCUACUACGAGAAACUAGUAAGCACUGCAGCAUUCAUGAAUUCGCAAUUUCACGGGCUUAUUGACCUUUGGAUUAAACGUGAAUGUGAGUGUGUGAAGUGUUUCCCAAAAGAAGGUUGGUUGCCUGCCUCACUUGAGUCUCUCACACUGGAAGGCAUGAAAAGUGUGGAGACGUUGGAAUGCAAGGGACUUGCCCACCUCACCUCCCUCCAGAAACUAAGUAUUUAUCAUUGUCCCAAGUUAGAGAAUAUGGAGGGUGAAAAGCUGCCUGCCUCUCUAAAACAGCUCAGCAUCAGUGACAGCCCUUUGCUGGGUAAACGGUGCGAGAUGAAGGAUCCACAGGUUUGGCCCAAAAUCUCCCAUAUCCCCGUCAUUCAAGUUGAUGGCAGAUGGAUUUCGUAAUCCAACAACUUCCACAGCUUAUCCAUGGAGCCAAGAAGAUAAAGUCUACACCUAAAGUUUUGCUUUGGAUGCAUCAAGACCAUUCACUCAUUGCAGUACUCAUACUUGCUUCAGACCCUUUGGCGUGGGAGUUGGAACAUGAUGAAAUUAGGUUCUUCUUCCAAGCUUCAUUCAGAAAUUUCUUUUGAAUAUUCAGCUACAAUGCUGUUCACACAUGUAUCUUCCGGUGCUUCAUAUGUUGCAUACCAUCAACUAUGCACCAAAGUAUCAUAUAUUAUUUCGAUUUAAUAUUUUGUUGUCUUUAUUUUUGUUUUAUUGUUGACGGAUUCUUCAAUAAGAAAAUGACA